Messenger RNA from Colletotrichum godetiae, 1565 nucleotides. RefSeq lists its product as uncharacterized. The record is from RefSeq and is a predicted model, not a curated record. NCBI's taxonomy places the organism in Eukaryota, Fungi, Ascomycota, Sordariomycetes, Glomerellales, Glomerellaceae. Gene Ontology annotation, biological process: regulation of DNA-templated transcription. Gene Ontology annotation, molecular function: DNA-binding transcription factor activity, RNA polymerase II-specific; zinc ion binding. The coding region runs from base 358 to 1509 and encodes 383 amino acids. The transcript has 7 exons.
CGCUCACUUCCGUUCUUCGAAGUGGGCGAGCCGGCGUUGUCGCAAGCGAUCUCAAACGUAGCCUACAACUUACCUCCGCCAUUGAUAGUGAAAGACAGUGUGCUUAAGCAUCUCACAGAUGAAUAUUUCAUUGACGCGGGCCCCCGGAUUCCGUAGCUGCGCUGCAUGUUCGCGUAGCAUGAACUAGCCAAUCAACCUGCUUCGACCCCGCCCCUUUCGGUUCGGCUCGUCCCUUUCUCAUUGCCAGGAUCGAAGUUUCCGGUCCAGGAUGCCACGUCCGAAGAAGCCAGGGGCGCCGGAGCCGAAACGUCGAAGCCGAAAUGGUUGUUGGUGAGUUGACUAUGCUCUGUGACGUUGAUGCCGUGCAAAGCUCGGAAAGUGAAAUGUGGUGAAGAACACCCGACGUGUAUCAAUUGCCAACGAACUGGGGAGCCUUGCGAUUACAGUGUACGAUUAAAUUGGGAGGGCCGUCGAACGAAGAGAUCUCUAUCUUUGGGAACGCUACUAGGGACCGCCCAGCCAUCCAAAGAUUCCUCCCACACAGAACAGCCAUCGUUCAAUCAUACGUUUACCAUUAACAACCCGACCCAGGGUUUAGAUCCGAAGCCUAUAGCGAAACGCGUCCAGACUGCUCCGGUCAGCGUUGAGACAGGGAAGAGAAAGCUCGAACAGCUAGAGUCUUAUAAUGACUGCUUGAGUCGAUCUCAGGGUGCCUCUUCCCGAUCGAUCCAGCAACAGCAUGGCAGUAAUUUUGCUCCGCCACUUAGCACCCCAAACCAUAAUGCUCGAAUCCAUUCCUCGACGUCAAGCCUACGUCGAAUCGUUCCCGCAACUCCAAACACUUCACAGAGAUUAUACAAGAGGUCCAAAUCCCUUGCUGAGUCAGGUAACCCGGAUGCGUUCAGCCAGUAUGGCCCUAUAUCUUCGCCAAUUUCUCUAAUGGGGGAAACUCCUCCCGCGUCUCUUCUCCGCUCGGGUACUGUUUCAACGCCGAUCGGUUCUCCCUUAACGCCCGUCUCGCUAGGAAUCAAAUCUGACGAUGAGAUGAGGUCGCCCAGGUUAAGCCUGCCUCCGCCAGCGUCCCCAGAAAAUAGUCGACUAUCUGUAGACUAUCUGCUCUCGAGCUCUCCCCGCCAUGUGUAUGGUGUGAACAAGGGACUGGUUCCGUCUUUUGGUCCACCUUUAUUCAACUCUGGAUUCAAGCAGGAGAAUCAUGAUAUAGGGGCCAUAUCUCAGACCGUGGCUUCUAUUAAACAUUCUGGGCAUAUCCUCCAAGCUGUUGGUGUUGGAUUUGAUUCCCAGCAAUACGAGAGCAGCCAAUUCACGGUGCCUGGGGUCGGGUACUAUGGCCAGCCUAUUCCGAUAUGGAUACCACGAAACAUUGAGCCCCUUCCUGCCAAACUUCGCGAAAAUUCCAUGAACCUCCUUGUAAGUCCGGCUUUGAGUUAUCAAGUAGAUGUUUACAUAACACUGAUGACUUUGGUAAACAGUACUUCCAUCACUUCCUGAACCACACCGCCAAGGUUCUCGUACCAUACGACGACCCCAAAUCCAAUCCCUUUCGC